GGAAAACAGACAGUGGGAAAGAGCUCUCUUCCCACUCGGAAAAACAAGAUUUGUCUGCUGUGCUUUGCGCUGCAGCAGACUUCAGUUCAGUGUGAGACUUUUUCCCGCAGAUACUGAACUCCUACUUACUUUCUUACUUACUUACUCCAGCACAGUUUUCUCCAGUUGGACACAACUGAUGGUUGACGUGAGUUCAGCAGCACUGCCCACGCAGGUGCCCGCCACCGCCGCAACUAUCCUCCCUAUGGACCUGCGGAUGGUUGACCACCACCACCAACAGACCAAUUAUGGAUUACUUCCCCAACCACAACCUGCAGCGCCCACAUCCACCGCUUGUCCCACAUCUGACGGGCCAGUCAUUAACCACCAAGCGCAGCAGCUGCAGCAGGAGCUGGUGGCUCUCAAACACAAGCAGCAGCUCCAGAGACAGUUGCUCAUCGCCGAGUUCCAGAGGCAGGAUGAACAGCUGUCGAGGCAACAUGAGGUGCAGCUGCAUGAACAUAUCAAGCAUCAACAGGAUUUAUUGGCGCUGAAGCACCAGCAAGAGCUGUUGGAGCACCAGAGGAAGAUAGAGCAGCAGCGCAGUGAGCAGGAGUUGGAGAAGCAGCACCGGGAACACAAGCUACAUCAGCUCAAAAACAAGGAGAGGGGACGAGAAAGCGCAGUUGCCAGCACAGAAGUAAAGAUGCGACUUCAAGCAUUUGUCCUGAACAAGAAGAAAGCCUUGGCUCAGCGAACCCUAAACCAUUGUCUGUCCAAUGAUCCACGCUACUGGUACGGGAAAACACAACACAGCUCUUUGGAUCAAAGCUCGCCUCCCCAAGCAACUUUGUCAGCAUACCAGCACCCAUUGUUGGGCACGUACGACUCAAAAGAUGACUUCCCACUACGCAAAACAGCAUCCGAACCCAACCUGAAGCUUCGUUCCAGACUAAAGCAGAAGGUGACGGAGCGCCGCAGCAGCCCUCUCCUACGCAGGAAAGACGGCACCAUCCUUGCUGCGAAGAAACGCUCCCUGGACAUUGCCGGUUUUUCCGACCGUCCUCCAGACUCUGCAUGCAACAGCGCUCCGGGCUCGGGUCCCAGCUCCCCCAACAACAGCUCCAGUAACAUUCCCCACGAGAACGGCAUCCCCAUGUCCGGCAGCCCAGGAGAGGCGUCCUUGCUUCAACGCUUGGUUUCAAGGGAUGGUUCGGUCAGCCACCUCUCGCUUUACACCUCUCCUUCUCUGCCCAACAUUACCCUUGGAUUGCCAGCGACAUGCCCGGGUAGCAAUACGAUAUCAGGACAUCAAGAUGCUGAAAGUCGCCUGGCGCUGUCUGCAUUGCAGCAGGGCAUUCCUUUAACCUCCUCUUUCCUGCCCGCUGCCCACUUGCCCCCCUACUUGGCAUCUCCAGGUCUGGACAGAGACGGGGCCGGGGGAGGCACAGCUGGUCAUGCUCCCCUUCUCCAACACAUGGUGCUCUUGGAACAGAGCCACAGUCCAAUGGUUGGUUUAAGCGGCCUCCCACUCCCGCCAUCGUCAAUCUCCAAGCUUGUUCGGGGCCACCACCCCCUGGGUAGAACCCAGUCAGCACCUCUGCCCCAACAACAGUGCGGUCCAGCUCAGGCACUGCAGCAGCUGGUGGUCCAACAGCAGCACCAGCAGUUCCUGGAAAAGCACAAACAACAGUUCCAGCAGCAGCAACAUAUCAUCAACAAGAUGAUGUCUAAACCCAGUGACCCAGGCUCAGCUGUCAGCUCCUCAACAUGCGUGUCAUCCAGGCAGCACCAGAGCCACCCAGAGGAGACAGAAGAAGAACUCAGGGAGCACCAAGGUCUUUUAUCCUCCUCCUCAUCUUCCUCUUUGGCCAUCAAGCAGGAGCCCCUUGACCCUCAAGAGCAGGACGACAGAGAGCAGAGGGAGAGGCAGGCUGAACAGGAGCUCCUGUUCCGACAGCAGGCAGUGCUGCUGGAGCAACAGCGGCUCCACCAGUUGAGGAGCUACAGGUCCUCAAUGGAAGCAGCAGGAUUGCCCGUGAGCUUUGCAGGCCACCGCCCCCUCUCUCGGGCCCAGUCGUCUCCAGCUUCCUCCUGCUCCUUCGCCAUGAUGGUGCAGGAGCCAGCGACCAAGCCACGUUUUACUACAGGUCUGGUGUAUGACUCCUUGAUGCAGAAGCAUCAGUGUAUGUGUGGCAACACAAACAGUCAUCCAGAGCAUGCAGGCCGCAUCCAGAGUAUCUGGUCCCGCCUGCAGGAAACAGGUCUAAGGGGCCACUGCGAGUGUAUCCGAGGAAGGAAAGCCACCUUGGAGGAAUUGCAGACGGUCCACUCCGAGCCCCAUGUUCUUCUGUACGGAACCAACCCACUGCGGCAAAAGAUGGACUGUUCUACGAGUCCGAUGUUUGUGAGAUUACCCUGCGGAGGCAUUGGGGUGGACAGUGACACCAUCUGGAAUGAGGUCCAUUCAUCCAGCGCAGCUCGACUGGCGGUUGGUUCUGUGGUGGAGCUGGUCUUCAAAGUAGCGUCGGGAGAACUGAAGAAUGGUUUUGCGGUAGUGCGACCACCUGGGCACCAUGCAGAGGAGAACACUCCGAUGGGAUUCUGUUACUUUAACUCGGUGGCGAUAGCGGCCAGGCUCCUGCAGCAGAGGCUCAGUGUCAGCAAAAUCCUCAUUGUGGACUGGGAUGUUCACCAUGGCAACGGCACCCAGCAGGCCUUCUACGCUGACCCCAGUGUUCUAUAUCUGUCGCUGCAUCGCUACGACGACGGUAAUUUCUUUCCUGGAAGUGGAGCCCCCGAUGAAGUUGGCUGCGGGCCUGGGGCGGGCUUCAACGUGAACGUGGCGUUUACUGGAGGACUUGAACCUCCCAUGGGUGAUACGGAGUACCUUGCAGCGUUCAGGACAGUGGUGAUGCCCAUUGCCAAUGAGUUUGCACCAGAUGUGGUUCUGGUAUCUUCUGGUUUUGAUCCAGUGGACGGACAUGCUCCACCACUGGGUGGAUACAAGCUGACUGCCAAAUGCUUCGGGUACCUGACCAGGCAGCUAAUGGGCCUGGCAGGCGGUCGGCUGGUUCUUGCCCUGGAGGGAGGUCACGACCUCACAGCCAUAUGUGACGCCUCUGAAGCCUGCGUGUCGGCUUUGCUUGGUAAUGAGUUGGAACCUAUCCCAGAUGAUGUGUUGCAUCAAAGGCCAAACACAAAUGCUGUCCACUCAAUGGAGAAAGUUGUUGAAGCUCACAGUAAAUACUGGCGCUCGCUACAACGCUCUGCCUCCACGCUCGGAUGCUCUUUGAGCGAAGCUCUAAGACGCGACGAUGAAGAGGCAGAGACCGUCUCUGCCAUGGCUUCGCUGUCUGUCGCUAACAAGAACAUCGUAGAGAAGACUCAAGAGGAACCAAUGGAGGAGGAAGCCCCCCAGUAAGAGGCCUUGUCGGUGUCCGAGCACCGAGACUUUUGUGUAUGACAAUUCUUUUAUUGCCACUUCCACACCUGUGGUCUUGUCGAAUCGAGAUGUUGUCACCAUGGCGAAGAAGAACGAAUGUGAAUAGAAUUAUUUCCCGUUCUACCGUGAAUUGAGGAUGAACUCGUAGAGGACUCAAGCAAUUCACACCCAGUCAUUCAUUGUGCAUUUUAGAAUGAAACACGUACGAUCCGCAUUCCACUUUGUUACAUAUUCCCAUCUGUCAGGCACGAUCCGAUGAUUGUGAUCCUGCGUCAAGAACCAUCCAUGCUCUUGUUGUUUUCAAUCUGAGAUUUUCCCAAUCCAAUGUGACGGAGAAAACAUUUGCGUGCGUGCCUUUGUUUUUGUUGUUAUCCAACAAGUACGGAUAGUUUGUUGAAGAACUACAGUAUGCCUUAAAACAGGCUCGAUACCAGGGGUCUCCCAGUCCGACAACACCCACGCCUAAGACGUGCACGUCGGUAACCACAGCACGGCCUAUUAUCUUUUCUUUUAUUUCUAUUUGUGUCUCACUUCAGAAGGGAAGAGUCAUCCAUUUCAGUCUCAAGAUUGUACAUUUGGGAGGACGUGGCGUAGCGUGCACUGUCGGACCUGUGAAAACGGCGAUGUUGUCUUUGCUUUGUGUGGAACAGGGGUGUCAAACUCAUUUUAGAUCGGGGGCCACAUGGGGAAAAAUCUACUCCCAAGUGCAUACUUGCCAACCCUCCCGGAUUUUCCGGGAGACUCCCGAAACUCAGCGCCUCUCCUGAAAACCUCCCGGGACAAAUUUUGUCCCGAAAAUCUCCCGAAAUUCAGGUGGAGCUGGAGGCCACGCCCCCCUCCAGCUCCAUGCGGACCUGAGUCCGCUUUCCCACGAUAUAAACAGUGUGCCUGCCCAAACACAUUAUAACUGUAGAAUGAUGGAGGGCGAGUUCUUGGUUUCUUAUGUGGGUUUAUUGUUAGGCAGUUUCAUUAACGUCCUCCCAGCGCGGUAACAACACACAACAACAGCAGUCAUGUUUUUGUCUACCGUAAAGCAGUUCGUCUGCCGUAAACAACAAUGUUGUGACACUCUUAAACAGGACAAUACUGCCAUCUAGUGCAUCAAUAACAUAUACGGCUUUUAGAGAGUGCAGUGCACAACUGCGCAGACAAGGAGACGAAGCAGAAGAACGAGGAAGAUACAGCCAUGGCGACGACGAGUAAGAUGAAGAAAUACGCUUUGUUGCACCUUUCCUGCCUGAGUCCGGCGAUUAGUUGCAAAUCUUGCUUUAUUGAUGCCCAAUCCAACACAAAACAAACUAGUCCCCGCCCGCACUCACGCUACCGCUCCCUCUCUUCUCUCGCCCACACACUCACUGACAUCACUCACCUCACAUGCUCACCUAUUAAAGGGCCACACACACACAUACGCUACUCUCAUAACAGCUUGUAAGUUCCAAGCCGCAGCUGCGAUUGGACCUGGAUAGCCUCCGGGAAGAAGUAGUGGACUACCAAGUGCUUGGCACUGAAGAUCUUCCUCAGGAAGCAAAGAUUGACCGGUUUUGGGCCAUGCUAGGGAGAGAUGGAAGA
This is a messenger RNA of Nerophis lumbriciformis (worm pipefish), 4993 nucleotides long. It is a transcript of the gene hdac4, whose product is annotated as histone deacetylase 4. Gene Ontology annotation, biological process: negative regulation of transcription by RNA polymerase II. Lineage: Eukaryota; Metazoa; Chordata; Actinopteri; Syngnathiformes; Syngnathidae. Gene Ontology annotation, molecular function: histone deacetylase activity. The record is from RefSeq and is a predicted model, not a curated record.